Megalobrama amblycephala (Wuchang bream) is the source of this 1265-nucleotide messenger RNA. RefSeq lists its product as uncharacterized. The record is from RefSeq and is a predicted model, not a curated record. NCBI's taxonomy places the organism in Eukaryota, Metazoa, Chordata, Actinopteri, Cypriniformes, Xenocyprididae. The transcript has 2 exons. Bases 252 to 1055 code for a protein of 267 amino acids.
CACCCAGUAGAUUUGUACUGCACUUAAAUCAUUUACCAUUCAGGGACUUUAUUGGAGCAAAACAUGUAUUGCUGCCGCUAUCUCUGUCACCAUGUGUUGAGUUACAUGUUAUGAAUAUUUGUAGAAAAGUCAAUUAAUGUCUUUCAAUAACUGCAAUUACUAGGUGCUCUUGAGGUGUCUUGUUUUGCCAUGAUCUCAUUGAUGAAACUUUCUUUUGAAGGUAUCUGUCAGUCAUUGGCUUUGUCAUCAACAUGGACACAUUGUUGAUGAUGAUUCCUGACCUGCUCCAAGUUCAGCGUUAUGUCUGCACAUACCGUUUCAGUCAGGAUCACUUGGAGCUUUUGUUCAAUUCUGUCAGGGCAUCAGGAGGCUGGAAUAACAAUCCAACUGCAGGGCAGUUCCAAGGCAUUUUCCGUCGUCUGAUGGUCCGUUGUGGUGUCUCACCAAGUGGGUCAGGCAACGUGGCAGCACAAGAUGAAACUGUGUCCCUAUCAGCUGCAGACAUGCACUCUGUUUUAAUGGCAGAGGAAGAGCUUCUGUCCCCAUUUGCAAACAUUCCUGCAGUCAUAUGUGACCACAGUUACCUGCCCACCCGCUUUGGUGGUCUUGUGGACAAUGCCCUUGUCUACAUUUCAGGGUUUGUUGUCAGAAAAAUUCUGAAAAAACUGUCCUGUGAGAUGUGCCGUGCAAGCCUCGUCACAGCUGCUGUACCCUCAUCUUUUGACCAGAGCUACCACCUGCUUGAACUUAAAAACAAUGGUGGGCUGAUGAUCCCCUCAGAGGGAACAGUGAAGGUGGUCAGAGCAGCAGAGCGUGUGAUUCGACAAAACUCAAAGGAACAAGGUGUCCGUGUGUCCUUCGUCAACCGAUUCGUUUGGGCGGAGAUUGGUUCAGAGGAUGUGUUCUUACUCGGGGAGCACAUUGCAGACACCCAAUUCGGAAUUGAGAACCAUCAUUUCAUGCUUGUGUCAUUUGUGGUGUCUGUAUUUCACAAAGUAAGGCUGCACCACAUCGCAAAAUUAACUACCCUGGAGUUACAGAGUGCAAGCAUAUGAAAGAAGCUGUGUAAAACAGUUCUUUUUAAAUGAUUUUAGCUCCCCAGUCCCAGUUGCAAGCCUGACAGGGUAAUGUAAGAUGUUGGAAUGACCUGGAAUUAUAACGUUUACUUUUCCAGGCCUUUAAAAAAAAAUUCUGAGCUGGUACAGUAUAUAUGGGAGCUUGUGUGAGUGUGUGUGUGUGUGUGUGUGUGUGUGUGUGUAUGUGAG